GCGAGCAAGGAGGCCGCCCUUCGUCGGUUUUUGUGCGAGGAAUCGGGAAGAAGCGAAAGUGAAGCGGGUUCGCCUCGGGAGGCAGGCAGGAAGGAAGGGGCGGGCCUGGUGCGGAACCCGAGAGGCGGUCUCCUUCCCCGCCGCCGCCGCUACUGCUCAUGAGGAGGAGGAAGCGGAGCAGCGCCUGAGGCCGAACAUGUCUGGCAACGGCUUCGACCGCGCGCCCGGGGCGGGGCGGGGCCGAGGCGGAGGCGCCCCGCUGGCUCCGGAGAGCGGGCCCCGGAUGGGAGGAGGAGGAGGGGCCGGCCACCACCAGGAGCCCCUGCGGCCCCCCAAGACCGCGCCCCCGCCAGCCCGCACCCCCGCCGCCUCAGAACAGGCAAGAGUUACAUCUUUAUCAGAAAAUAAUUGUUCAAGCUCUGCAAUGACUAAACCUAAGGUGAUUAUGGCACCAACGUCAAUAUCAAAGCUGUCAGUGAAUGCACCUGAAUUUUAUCCUUCCGGAUAUACUCCUGAUUUUACUGAUUCUUCUUCGGAAGACGGGAGUGGUGGAUAUCCAACGCUCACAGAAUAUGUGCAGGACUUUCUAAACCACCUUGCAGAACAGCCAGCUUGUUUUGAAACUGAAAUAGCACAUUUUUCAGAAACUCUAAAUGGUUCUGUUACUACAGAUGAAGCAUUGCAAGAACUAGUUGAACUCGUAUACCAACAGGCUACAUCUGUUCCAAAUUUUUCAUAUAUGGGUGCAAGGCUGUGCAAUUACCUCUCUCAUCAUCUCACCAUUAAUCCACAAUGUGGUAACUUCAGACAGUUAUUACUUCUCAGGUGCCACAAAGAGUUUGAAAAUAGAAAUGAAGCUGCAAAGGGAGAUGAAGCUGCACGAAAAAGAUUCCAUGCAUUUGUGCUAUUUUUAGCUGAACUUUAUUUAAAUCUAGAGAUUAAAGGAACUAAAGGCCAGCUAACCCGAGCAGAGAUUCUUCAGACUGGACUUCAAGAAUUAUUACAUACUCUAUUUUCUAAUCCUGUGGACAACAAUUUAACAUGUGCAGUAAAGCUACUAAAAUUGACAGGUUCUGUGCUCGAAGAUGCAUGGAAAGAAAAAGGGACAAGUCAUAUGAAUGAAAUCAUACAGAAAAUUGAAAAUGUUGUUUUGGAUGCAAAUUGCAGCAGAGAUGUAAAGCAUAUGCUUCUGAAACUAGUAGAACUACGGUCAAGUAACUGGGGAAGGGUACAUAUAACUUCAACAUACAGGGAAGCAACUCCAGAAAAUGAUCCCAACUAUUUUAUGAAUGAACCAACAUUUUACACAUCGGAAGGUGUGCCAUUCACCGCAGCAGAUCCAGAUUAUCAGGAGAAAUAUCAAGAACUCCUUGAUAGGCAGGAUUUGUUUCACGAAUGUGAAGAAAAUGGAACAGAUUUGUCAGGAACUGGAGACUUAUACUUUGACGAUGAUGAUGAUGAUGAUGAGAUGGACCCAGAAAUUGAAGAAGCAUAUGAAAAGUUUUGCUUAGAAUCAGAACGCAAGCGGAAACAAUGAAACACUGCACAUAAUUAUUAAUGUUUGUGUUUUUUAAGGAAACCAGCAUAGGUUUGAAUAGCAAGUAGAAGGGAAGCAAAAUCCUGGCUCAAGUAAAGCAAAUUAAGUUUUUCCAAGUUAUGCAAUUAUCAUUUUGUCAAAAUUCUGCCAAAAAAUGUAAACAAAUCCUGUAACUUAAAAACAAUGUGUAUAUAUCAUAGUUUAUUUUCUGUACAGGUAAAUAAACCAUGCUUAGGCUGGAACAAGUUCCUUUUUUUUGCUGAAAGUAAAACCCUUCAAACCAUAAAGUAAAUUUUGACUUCUUUGUGGAAUCAAAUUGAACUACUCUCUUCCAUAUGGUACAUAUUUUAAAUUUAUGGGACUGUCAGAUAAGUGUUUAAUUUUUUUACAAUCAUGAACAUUGGAAGCACCCAAGGAAAAACUGCAAAUAAGUAUUUUCAAAACAGCUAGAUAUUGAGUAGACAUUAUAUCAUUCAUUAACAUUAUCUUCAUUAACUUGAUUUAGUUUGGAUCUCAUGCUAAUGAUUCUCCCACUAGGAUGAAGAGUGCACAAAAAUUAUAGCUUUCCAUAAUGAACUAAUAGGCCGAAUCAUAAUCAGGAUUGCUUUCAAACAGUGUUUAACCAACCCACUUCAUAAGGAAACUGAGAGCUCCCCAUUUUCAUGUUUUAAAGCAGCCUUUCUUUCCAAGGCUUAAGUUCAAAAAUGCUGCCACACAACUAGCUUCAUCAUGAAUCAUUGGCCUUUUUGGCUGGAGAAGAUGGGAGUUGUAGUCCAAAAUCUAGAGACAUUGGUUUUAGGAAAACUGGUUUUAGAGGAUUCAGAACCUUCUGCCUCAAAGGAGCCAUUCUCUAUUAAUUUCCACUCUUGAAAAUACUUUAAUUGUUUUUAGUUAAAAGUGGCACAAGCAUCUACUUCCAAAAUGCAAAUACUGCAUUGUAAUGCAACAUAGCAUUUCUGCUGCUCUUAGUUUUUGUUAAUUUAGAUAUAUUAUACAAUCACAAUCAGAAAUAAAGCAGUUUCAUGCUACAGAAAAUAACCCAUUCUGAAUGAGUCUGUUGGUCACUGUAUUUUCGCUUGUAAUCAUCUGUUUUUGUCCCUGUAAAAAUUAUCCCAGGAGACUUCUAAAUUGUUUGUUCCUCAUUAUAUUGAAUAGAUGAAGUAGAGUCUAUUUCCUAACACCAACUGUGUGUGUAGACCUUUCCAAGAAGUAGGUUAAAUAGCAUAUAUAAAGACAGAGAUUGUAAAUAUGCAUGUAAAUAGUGCUCUUUAAUAUUGCACUGUUAUAACUCGGUACGGUUUGUGUCUGUUAAUGCAGCUAGCAUCUACUACAUCUGGUUCUUCCAUUUCUUUAGUUAACAGCAUAUUUUGGAGAGAAAAAAUAAACAACUUUGUUUUGUUGGGUA
Messenger RNA from Anolis carolinensis (green anole), 2942 nucleotides. RefSeq names its product poly(A) binding protein interacting protein 1 (gene paip1). Gene Ontology annotation, biological process: regulation of translational initiation. The record is from RefSeq and is a predicted model, not a curated record. Lineage: Eukaryota; Metazoa; Chordata; Lepidosauria; Squamata; Anolidae. Gene Ontology annotation, molecular function: protein binding; translation activator activity; RNA binding. The transcript is spliced from 11 exons. Bases 197 to 1537 code for a protein of 446 amino acids.